This is a messenger RNA of Acanthoscelides obtectus, 4875 nucleotides long. Lineage: Eukaryota; Metazoa; Arthropoda; Insecta; Coleoptera; Chrysomelidae. The record is from the annotation of a GenBank genome assembly.
UGUGUGUGAGGAGAUACUGUCGCGUUCUCCGCGUCUGGAAAACACGUAACAUCACGUAGCGCUAAGGGGUAUGUACACAAGUACACCCUCAUGUUGACUGUACGAGACGGUACGACCGCGUAGUAUUUCGUAGUGACGUGAUCGUUCGAAUGGUUCCUUCGGGCUUUGUGCAUUAUCAAAGGUACUUGUUACAAGUUUAGUGCGUCGGGUACUGCAUUGUUCUACAUAGUACCGGUUACAAAUGUGUCGUUUUCGUUCGUUCAGUUGGUCCUAAGGGACUGCAAAGGUCGUAUCGGUAUGUCUGCGAUGGAGGAGUUGUUUACAGAGCUUCCGGUGCCGCUUUUGAGCACGGCAGCGCUGCUCAGGCACCACCAUCAACAUACUAGAUACCAGCCGUAUCAUAGGCUUCACCAGCCUCAGCAUUUUCAUACGACACCGCUUCAUGAGCUGCACACGUUGCAGCACAGGACGGCGUACCAAGAGUCGCAGUCCCUUUUUUACCCGCAGGAUAUCCAGCAGGAUUCCGACGUAGAUCGAGGUAAAACGCACAUCUCAUGCCUUUACCCGGAGAUCCUAGCCAUCAUCUUCAGCUACCUGGACGUGAGGGACAAGGGCCGAGUGGCCCAAGUGUGUACGACGUGGCGGGAUGCGGCCUACAGGAAGAGCGUAUGGAGGGGCGUUGAGGCUAAGCUGCAUCUGCGAAGGGCCAAUCCAUCGUUGUUUGCUAGUUUGGUCAAGAGGGGGAUCAAGAACGUGCAGGUGCUGUCGCUAAGGCGGUCGCUUAGGGACGUUAUACAAGGUAUCCCAAAUCUUGAGUCUCUGAACCUGAGCGGCUGUUACAACGUUGCCGACAUCGGCAUUUCCCACGCGUUCGUCGCAGAAGCUCCAUCUUUAACCCAGCUCAACCUGUCGUUGUGCAAGCAAGUCACAGACAACUCGCUUAGCCGGAUCGCACAGUAUCUAAAAAAUCUAGAGGUGUUAGAACUGGGUGGUUGCUGUAACGUCACCAACACAGGCCUUGUCCUGAUCGCCUGGGGACUGAAGAAGCUGAAAAGGCUCAACCUACGCUCGUGCUGGCACAUCAGCGACCAAGGGAUAGGCCAUUUGGCCUUAGGAAACACCUCCUUGGAAUACCUCGGACUGCAAGACUGUCAACGGCUGUCCGACGAAGCUCUGAAGCACGCCACCGGUUUGACGUGUCUCAAAUCGAUCAACCUCAGUUUCUGCAUCAGCAUAACGGACAGUGGACUGAAACAUUUAGCUAAAAUGACGAAUUUGCGCGAGUUGAAUCUUCGAUCUUGUGAUAAUAUCAGUGACAUAGGUAUGGCGUAUCUAGCUGAAGGCGGUUCGAGGAUAUCCUCCUUGGACGUUUCGUUCUGUGACAAAAUCGGUGAUCAAGCGUUAGUGCACAUCUCUCAAGGACUGUUCAACCUGAAAAGCCUCUCGCUGAGCGCUUGCCAGAUUUCCGACGAAGGCUUGUCGAAGAUUGCGAACACGCUUCACGACCUGGAAACGCUCAAUAUAGGACAAUGCAGCAGAGUGACAGAUAAAGGUUUGACCACCAUAGCUGAAGCUUUGACUAGGUUAAAGUGUAUAGACUUGUAUGGUUGUACGAGAAUUACGACUGUAGGUUUAGAGAAAAUUAUGAAAUUGCCACAGUUGAGCGUUUUGAAUUUAGGACUGUGGCAUGUUAGGUGAAACGCGUUCCUUUAGAUUAGUUAUCUCGCUCGUGUUUUAGCAUUUUUGACGUAUUCUUCAAGAAGAUGCUCAGCCGUGUGAACGUUCACUAAAAUUUUCGUCGUCACAGCCAGGUUGUAGAAUCUCAGGAACUUCCUAAUUCCCGUGAGCAAGAUGCAAGAGAGAUCUUGAUCCGACGUACAGUAGCGGACAAAAGUUUGGAAAUAGUCAUUUUUAAAAUGUGCGGUAAUUUUUUAUUCUUUAUUAUUAAGGUCGCACGUCUUUUUUUUAGUUUUUUUUCAACUACCUGUUUACAGCAGUAGAGGAAGUGGUCCGAAUAUGAGCCCCCCAUUUGUUUUUUUUUAUAAAUUUUGGAAACUUACGAAUAAAUAUCCAGUAAAUUACACACUGCACGCUCAAAGGUUUACCUUAUGGUAUAUUAAAAAGGCAUUAUCAAAAAAAUUAAAUUUAGGUCGAAUUUGUGUCAACACUUAAAUUAUGUACAGAUCUACUUUUGGAUUAGACUGCGUGGAAUAUGGGCCCCCUAGUAAAAUAAUUGACAGGUAUCUAACAAUUUGAAAAAACAUAUAUUUUUCAAAUAAAAAAAACUGAAAAUGAAAAUGAAAAUACAUUUCAACUUAAAAACUAAAUAUUACACGCAAAAGUCACAAAUAUAUGCAUCUUUUUCGGCACCUGAACAUUGUUCGUGAGCCCAUUGAUUGCACAUGAAGCAUUGAAUCCAUAGCUCUCCUCUCUGGUCAUCGGAAAAGCAACCAUCACAAAAUAGGCAUGCUGUAUCACAGUCAUCAGGAACAGAUUUGCCAAUUUCGUCGAUAUCCAUAUCUUCAUCGUCUGGGACAAACUCGUGACUUUCAUCCUCAGAGUCGUUGACUUUAUUGUCUUUUGCUUGCUGUCUUUUUUUGUUAGUUGUCUUCUUUGCUUUUGAUUUUAAAAAGACUUGUCGUUUGGUGCUUGCUUUCUUAGGCGUGUUGGUGCAGGAUUUCUCUAACUCAUCCUUGUAGGGGGAAGAGGUGAUCACUUGCGAUUUAGUUGAUUUUCUUCCCCGAGUGGUAUUUUUCUUUGUGACAGAAGGUACAGGUGAAAUGUCAAAUGGUGAGACCAAUUUAACGGAAUUUUCCUUUCCUGGAACAGAUGGUCUAGAGAAAUUGGAAUUUGACGGCGACGAUGUUGCCUGGGAUUGUAAUUUAGCUGUAUCGUCCCAAAGAGAACAUCCUGGCUGAGGUUCUGGGGUACCAUGCUGGGGUUCUGUUGUGACAGGCUGCGCUUGAGGAAAAAUGUUGCAGUUUUUCUCAGCCUGAAUUCGUUCAGAUAUAAAAUCUGCUUCAGAAAAAAUGUGACGGUUGAACGGAUAUAUUCCCGUCGCCCUAAAACCACUAGCAGCUAUUUCGGCACACUGUGAUUUUAAAAAGGCUUUACCUAAAAGUUCUGCCAAGUCAAACUGUGUGAGGGCUCGUUGGUUAACACGAAGCCAAUUUCUAAUUUCCUCACUGUAAUAAGCCUUGAAACUUCCCAUGAAUGUUUUAUCAAGGGGUUGUAAUUUAUGAGUUGAGUGAGGCGGCAAAGAGAUAAUGGAAAUAUGAUUUUCACGAGCUAGUCGAAUUACUUCUAAGUUUCGUGUGUGGCUAUAAUGGCCAUCUAACACUAGCAGAACUGGACAUUCUUUUGUUGGUUUAACAAAUUUUAUGAAAUGCCUCAUCCAAUCGGAAAACAAAUUCUGUUGCACCCACCCACUUGGAUGUACUGCAUAGAUUGAACCUGGAGGAGCCCCUCGCAUCAGCUGUUCGUUGCGAUUUUUUCUCGGGAAAAUUAACAUGGGCGGUACAAAUUGACCUCCAGCGCUCAUUGCAGCUAUAAACGUAACUAGUGAACCCCGUUCGGCUGAGGUAAUUGAAGCAAUUUGCCGUUUUCCUUUUCUUCCCACCACUGAUGCCACCUUACUUUGAACAACUGAAAGCCCAGUCUCAUCUACAUUGUAAAUUUGGUGAGGCGAAAAGUUAUUUUUUGAGUAUUCACUCUGCAAAUUGUCAAAAAAUUGCUCCACAUUUUCCUUAUUGAAGCCUAAUGCUCUAGCGAAGGAAGUUCCUGUUGGUCUUCGAAUAGAAAGUACACUUUUGUGACGUAGUAAAAAUGCAUCCAACCAGCUUCUCCCCGCCACACCAUUUUUAAAUGGAUGAGCUAUUCCAUUACAAACAGCUAAGACAUAUGCCAUUUUUCUAAUGUCCUUUCUUGUGAGACCAUAGUAAGUAGCUUCCAUGGACAAAACAUAUUGAACAAGUUCUUCCUCCAGUUCUUUUCCUAAUGUUGUCUUUCUUCCUAGUUGAGUUUUAACUACGUCACUAAUAUUUAAGUUACCUUCCUUUUGUUUUUUUAACAGUCUUUGAAGUGUAGAUCGUGGCACGCUGAACUGUUUGCUUGCAGUUUUAAGACCCAUUAUUUUGUUAUUAACACCGUCCAUAGCCUUAACCAUAUCUUCACGUCUCCAUGUUUGUCUUAAGUUCUUUGAAAUAAACUUCGCCUUGCUUCGUGGCAUAAUGAACUGCAAAAACAACUUUAUUAAGACUUGGUCCGAAUAUGAGCCCUGUCCCAUAAUAGGACCACGGUAGGGGCCCAUAUUAGCAACAUUCCAUCUGAAUAUUUAAAAGCAUUCAAUUUCUUCUCAAUCCAUUAUUAGGUUAGUUUUUAUGUUGGGAUAUCAAAUACUGAUCACUAUUCUAACAUACUAACACAUCAACUCACCAGUUUUAAACAUAAACGUUAAUAAAUAGCACAAAAACACUUACCGUAAAAUAUUUGUUGAACUACACAAAUAAACUUAUGUCACCUGAUACUAUAGAGAUACACACGAGACUGCGUGCAUAAACAGAAAAAUGUUUGGGGGUCUAGUAGAAGUAUUUUAGUACGAAAUUCAUAGAUGUCGCGACGUGCUCUAGUUGAAAUAUAUUGGGGGCCCAUAAUAAGUGCAGGGCUCAUAUUCGGACCACUUCCUCUAUUCUAAAUCCUUUUCAUAUUAUUUUAUGAAAAAAAAUGAGUCGACAAAAGUAUGGAAAAAUUUAUUUUUUAUUACAAAAUUAAAUACAAUAACUCUGCAAAAACAUUUAAAAAAUACUGUUUAGCUAAUAUUUGGUAGCGUUGCCUUCAGCAUUCAAGACUGCCUGACAUCGGCUGCUCAUAGAAGAC